Messenger RNA from Mytilus californianus (California mussel), 1948 nucleotides. RefSeq lists its product as uncharacterized. The transcript is spliced from 3 exons. Lineage: Eukaryota; Metazoa; Mollusca; Bivalvia; Mytilida; Mytilidae. Bases 23 to 1183 code for a protein of 386 amino acids. The record is from RefSeq and is a predicted model, not a curated record.
AAAAGACGAGACGAGUAUUGUAAUGGCGAGUCAAAUACUGGAUGUGUUCAAUUCUUUUGAGUCCGAAGAGCAGUUAGAACAUUCAUCAAAAGAUGAAAAGAAGGUGGCUGUAGAUCCUUUAAAAACCGAACCGAACUACAAAAUGCUUAAAAUCAAAGAAAGUGGUAGUCAGAGAGAUAAUAGAAUUGAAUCAAAGAACCCAAAGGAAGAAAUUAGUGACAGAAAAGAUCAAGACACCAUGGAAGCGGGUAACGUGAUCGAUAGUCAAUUACAGAAUGUGUCUUUAUCUAUUGAGUCCGACAAGCAGUUGAAACUUACAGCAAAAGAAGAAGAAAAUGUUGUUGCAAAAUCUUUCAUAGACGAACUGAACUACAAUAUGGCAAAACCCAAAGAAAGCGACAGUCAGAAAGAAGGCAAAAACGAAUUUGCGGACACAAAAGAAGCAACUGGCGACAGGAAAAUAUAUCCUAGCGAAAACAAUGAAGAUGGUAAUAUGAUGGCGAGUCCAUUACAGAAUAUGUUCAAACUUGUGUCCGAGGAGCAAUUAAAAAAUACGACAAAAGAGGAAAAAACGGUUGUUGCAGGAUUUUUGAUAGCCGAACUGAAUUACAACAUGAUAAAACUUAAAAAGAGCGACAGCCAGAAAGAGAAAAAAAUUGAAUUGGAGAAAACAAAUGAGGUUUCUGGUGACAGUUCUGAUGGUGGUAUGUCGGUGAAAAGAUACUUGGAAGUUAACUUUCCUAACAAUAAAGAAACUGAUACACAUGUCCUGGAAAAUCAUGAGAACACGAACAACAAAGAGCCUUUUGGCGGUAAUGGAAAAGGAGGUAAAAAGGAACCAAAUGUAGACUAUACAUGGUUAAUGAGUUCAUCAGUGAAUGAUAUAACAAUUCCACAGCUAGAAAAUAAGGCAUUACAAAAGGUUAUCGGUCAAGUAAAACAAGAGGAUUGUAACAAAAUAUUAGCUCUUUUCAGAAACUCGGUUCAAGACAAGGACAUUCAACAACCGAAUGAACUGCCAUCACUACUGAUGGAUAGCGCAUUUCAAGUUCUUGAAAAAAAGAGAUCUGAAGAUGUAUUAUUAGUUGACUUGUUACCAACUAUAAUUGGAAACAGCAAUGACGGUGAGGAUGACCAACCAAGUACUUCGGUUGUUCAACCUAAGAAAAAUGAUAAAGAUUGAUUGUCUUUUUGACAAGGAUAAAAAAAACUAUCUAUUUCACAUGAUAUAAUGUAUAUAGAAACGCUUAUUUUUAUUGACAAAGAGCAAAUAAGACUGAAAUACUAGUACUAGAUGUUUAAUGUAUUAAUACGAGAUUGGAAGUUAUAAAAUCUCUGUAUACUUUCAACUAAGCUGACAUAGAAUUUGUAAAAAAUUUCUAUUAUACGGACGGCGUGAUUGAAUUCUGAAACGCUAGAUUCAAUUUUUGAUGUUAGAAUACAUGUGAAGUGAAUUAACUUUUCUGUCUUACAAAAUAGUUACCCGUGUGUUUAGUCAAUCAUUUAUAAAAUGUUACUUUUUGAAUAUUUCUGCGUAAAAUUAACACUCAACGCUAUGGCCAAUGGCAUUGGUAUUGGAUAACUUGAGAACAAGAUUGUGCUAUUUAUCAAGGUAGUCACAGUACUAGACACAAUCAUUUGAAUAGCGAAAUUCCUUCGCAGUGAACGCAGUUAUUGUUAUUUAUUCUGUAAUUUUGUAAAUGUGGAAUACUUAUCAUCAUGUUUGUUGAUGUAAUAUACAUAUAUUUAAAAAAAAACAUUAUCUGAUAAAUUAUGUAUAAAUCACAUAGAAAACUAAAAACUGAACAACAAAAACCGGGGAUAUACUCAUGUGAUCUGGAAGGGUAUUCACUUCCUGUAUCACUGGUGUCACUCGGUCAUCAAAUUAUUAGAAAUAUGUGUUUAUGAAUUGUUUUAUAUUAUCGAUACAAAUAAACGCUUCUUGUUA